GAACAUAGUUCAUAAUGCAGACAGAUUUUACAUAUACAUGAUGUGAAACUAUCAUUUAUCACAACAUGAAAUCAAUUGAUGACACUGAGGGAGAUCUGAAAGAAGAAACAUCAUUGCAAUUACAACAGCAACACAUGGAAGCAAGAACUAUGUGGAUGAAGUUUGGUUCAAGAUUAAGCCAUUUACAUUUUCUUGGCAAAGAUGUAAUAGCAACAAGAAUUGGCUCUCAUAUUCUGUUUCAUGACCUAUCAACUCAUACAGAUACAAUUUACACUGCCAAUAACCACACAUCUGGAGAUGGGAUUUCAUGUGUUGCUGGUCAUCAAAACACUACUGUAUUUGCAUUUGGUGAAAAGUGCACUAAUCCAUGCAUUUUUAUUAAGCAGUAUCCAAGUUUUUCAACUGUUUCUGUGCUUAAAGGUGGAAGUGGCAGCUAUUAUAAAUCUGUUGACUUCUCAGAAAUGGGAUUUCUGAUUUCCUUGAGUUCACUGCCAGAUUUUGAAAUCACAGUAUGGAAUUGGAGAACUGCAGAAAAACUGGUCUCACAAAAGACUGGUAUCAACAAUGAGAAUCAGAUACUCAGAUGCAGUCAAGCUAUACCCCCAGUGGUAAGCCAAGUGGCAGUAGACUCUUCAAAACUUCUUCUGUGGGAGUUACAUGCAUGCUGCAGAAAGUGUAUACUGACCAGAGUAGAGUUUAAUAUUGAUGCUGCUGUACUGCCAUAUAUGUUUACAUGGUCACCUGAUGGUACGCUGUUCCUUGUAGAUGCAACUGGAAGAGUAUUCACGAUUGAAGUUGAAAAAAGAAAACUGCAGCACAUCUUCAGCUGGGCAGGAGGGCUGGGUACUGCAAAGUCAUUUAUUGUCUGGUACAAGACAGGAAUAGUGGUGUCAGGACCAAGUGGAGAACUUAAUUAUUACAAGAAAGUUGCUGCAACUGAAUGGCAAAUUAUAUGGUCAUUUCUUCCUGAAGUACAGUUAGCUGUCUUGUCAUCAUGUCCAGGGAAUGAUUAUCUUAUAGCAAUGUCAAAAGAGGCUGACCUGUUGCAGUUUAAUAUUGAUGAUGAAAGACCUAAGUUUAUUAAAAUUGGCUCUUAUGGGAGGAAUUUUGUAUAUCUCUGUUUUAUUAAUCCAUCUGGUGAUCAUAUUGCAACCCUGAAUGCAAGUGGAUUUAUAAAUAUCUGGGCUGUGAAUAGUGGAAACUUGGUGGGUGAACUGGGAUGGAAUAAAAAAUGUCUCGUAAUGGUAUCCAAUCCUCUUCAACCCUAUUUAGUACUUGGAAGAGAUGAUGGAAUUGUGGACUUCAUAAACGUAUUUGCAUCCGAUAAUCCAAAGAUUCUAACUGCAGUCAAUCUUUGCAAUGAAGGAAUAUCUGGUAUUCAGAUUUCUCAACAGGGAAAUUAUGUAGUGGCUUGCACUGUGAAAACAGGGAUCUUCUUUGUCAUUGAGAGCAAUCCAGGAGUCCAGAUUGAAGUGAAAUCAUUCAUAAAUGCAAAAGUAAAAGUUGUCAACUUCUUCGCUGUAGAGCUUAUGGCUGUGUUAAAAAUUGUGGCUCUUAUAUCCACAAGACUUUGCUGUCCCUCUGGAAAUAAAAUUAUUGUAUUCUCAAUGGCAUGUGGAUCUAAAGAAGUGAUUCAGCAAACCUUCAUAGACCUGCCUGGAUUAUAUUCAGGAUUCUGUAUCAAUCCAUUUGGCAAGUUUGAAUUCUAUGCUAUACCACAUUGCUCUCGACAGCUUCACUUACUACAUAUAUCACUUGAGACAGAACAGUUACAAUUGAUGGAUGCAAGAUUAACUGGUCACCAACUAAGAAAGUAUGGAAUGAAUGUGACAGAGCAUAACAUUCUUACAUAUGGCUUAGAUGGAAUGGCUAUUCUUCUUUCAGUUGAAACAAAAGAUUGCAUAGUCUAUGUAAUACCUCAUCACCGCAUGGAUUUAGGAAUUAAGACUGCAAUAGCAAGUCCACUGAACACAUAUAUAAUAUCUUUAGGGCAGGAUGGAAGUAUGAUCUGCACAUACACUGGAACUAAAACAGACCAACUGAAAGAAACCCCUAUGAGCUCUGUCCCAUUAACAGAAGAAAUCUGUCAUACGUACACUCAAAGACAAACAUCAGGAUUUACCAAAAUGAUAGGAACCAAGAAUGGUAGGUCAUGGUUAGAGUUGCAGGAGGAUAUCAAAGUAAUGCAAGAAGCUGCUCUGUGGAAUGAAGAAAAGGUAGAACUGCAUAAACAGUUCAGAAGUAUUCAGAAAGAGUGUGUGGCGUUGCUGGAGAAAAAUUAUAUAAAUCCACCCAAUGAAAAGGUUCCAGUCAGUGCAUUUCAUGUGGAUGAAGAAACUAGAACUGAAAAAAUAAGAAAAACUCAAAAUAAAUGUAAAGAAAUCGAGCUUUAUCUGAAAGCAUUAAUUGUUGCACAAGAUAAAUUAUGUGAAACUUUAAAACAGAGGUACUGGAAUACAGCUGAGACAAAGGGCAGGAAACUGAAGGCCAUAAUGGGAGAAGCUGAAGUGGAAAACUAUCCUUUAUUUCCUAAAGAUGUCUCUUAUAAAGAAGAAGUGGGGUGGAUUAUAGAACACACAAAACUAGAAGUACAAAUGCAGGAAGGAAACUGCUUCUCACCUUGGGAUGCAAGUGAUGAAUGUUCUGAAGUGUCUCAUCAUUCAUCAUUGGGAGCAUUGCAUAACGUUAGUCAUGCUACACAAAAAAUUACAUCCAUAGGAACAAUACAUGAGGAAGUGGAAGAAGAAGAACAAAUAAACCGGUUUUCCCUCACUGGUUCAUCCAGCUAUCACUUCAUGGAACCAUGUGCUUAUCAUCAUAAUCAGUUUGAACUUGCUACUUAUCAUCAAAUGCACAAUGAAAUUAUUCUACUGACGGGUGUUUGUACAGACCUUCGUACCUACUUCAAUAAGCAUUUUGAUAAUAUAUAUGCCUUAAAAGAAAGAGAAAUGCUUUUGGUGACAGAACGAAAUGCACGUUUACGUUACAUUCUCUCUGAAAUGAAUAACAUAUGGACAGAAAUAGUUGAUCCUGAAUGGAGUCAAGAAGAGCAACCAGAGAGACUAAUGAAAGUAGAUGAGAAUGAGGUUAGCAUAACACCAUGUAUUUCAGACAACCAGCAGGAGAUCUUGGAAAAAUUAACCGCCAAGGCAGAGGCACAUCCUCUUGCACAACUGGCUGACAACUUUCAUGAUAAAGCACUCUUCGCAAUGAUGGAUGGUGUUUUGGAAGUGCGAUGGGAAGAUGAGCUAAAGAAAGAUAUACCAAAACCUAAAUGCAUGCUUGAAAAAUCUCCAGAAGAUUAUAACGAAGAAGAUCUAGGAGUGAUAAAGGAUUACAAUGAGAAAGUGGCACUUCGUUUCAGUGACCGUGCACACUAUAGAAAGAUGCUUGAGACAGAGUUUCAUGAACUCUCACAGACUCUCAAAGAUGAUGUAAUGAAGUUUAAUAGCCAACUUGCUGAUUUGUUCCUUUUGAAGCUCAAAAUUGAGGCAGCCAUUGGACAAGAAACAUUAAAGAUUGAGCGAUACAAGUAUAUGGUUCAUAAACGACUGUGCCUUAACCAACAGGAGGAGAAACUAAAGAUUGAAGUAAUGAAGCAAGAAUCUUCCAAUUCAGCUCUACAAGAACAAAUUCAGCAACUGCAAAUUUGGACAAAUGACUGUCGUGCUACAUAUGAUGUUGUAGUUUCCCGUGAGAAGCAUCUGGAGAAGAACUUCAAGAAGGAUUUCCCUGAAGUGUCACAGGUUGUUCUGGAACAGCUGUUAAAAUUUUACAGACGUCGUCCCAACAUGCACCAACAUGCACAAACAUCAGUGAUAUUGUUGAAUGAAUUAUCUCAGUGGACAGUAUCUGCAGGCAGACCAUCGUUCCUCCCAUCUGAACAUUUGGAAUUCCUUAAGGGCCUGGACCAGAUUGACAGUUAUUCAAAUUCUCCACCCAUUAUACAUGAAGACAUGUGGGCUGUGCUGUGUCGCUUGAGACGGAUGAAAGUGGAAUGUGAACUGAAGGCAAAAUGCUGUGCAUUAGAGGUAGCUGAUUCAGAGCAUACAGUCAGUGUAUACCAGAAGCUAUUGGCAGGACAGAAGCAGCAUAUCACAACCUUGCAGGAUGAAAUCCAUAAAACAAGAGAGCAGUUACUAGAACUUCAACAUAAUACUGAGCUGCAGCUUGUAAUGAAACAAGGUCGGGUUGAAAUAAACACAACUGGAUUAAUAUCUGAUUUUGACGAUGCUAUAUUAAUCACUUGUAAACAAAUUGAGAGUGUAAAUGAAAUGAUUAAAAAAGCUGGAAACCAAAAGCUAGCAGCAAUGCAUAGGGCAAACAACUUCCAUCAAGGUAUUCUUAUUAAAGAAUGGGAACAUAAGAUGCUCAGGAUGGAGAUUGAGGCUCUGCAAGAUCAUCUUCAUAACUUACAGUCUAUAAAGGUGACAAGAGAUAUUCAAUUGUUCCUCAAUAGGCAGGCUGAGGACACAGAGGAUAAGACCAUUCUUUCACUCAAACAAGAGCUUGACCUACUUAAACAGUCACAUGAGAAAACAAUCCAAGAAAUUCAGAAGCAACUGGAUGAUUUAGAUAAGAAGAUUAGUACACAGAAAAAGGAAAAUCAAAGGUUGGAUAAUAAAGUUACAGACCUAAAUAUAGACAUUAAUGAGCAGCAAUUACUUCGAGAUUUUGAAUUUGAAUCAAGACAAACUGAAGCUGCAAAACAAAGGAUGACAUCAAUUGUUAGGCGCAGUAAACUAGCAGCCAUAAUUCAAAAACAGCAUAGUGAGAUAUUAGUUCUACAAAUGGAAUUGGAAUUACUCCGCCUGAAAACUUAUCCCACCCUCAUAACUUAAGACCGUAAUUUAAUCUGCUGUAUUCAAAUUAUUUUACAAAGACAAAUUACAGCACACAAUCCCACGCCAUAAUUUUGUAUUCAAGUCAAAUGAAAGAAAAACUGAUUAUGCAAUUUUAUGAGGUUAUAACACAUAGCAGAGUGAUUCUAAAUAAUGAAUGAGGCAUAUGUGGAGACAUGACCUCUAGAGGAAUGCCCC
This is a messenger RNA of Cryptotermes secundus, 5039 nucleotides long. Its product is annotated as cilia- and flagella-associated protein 43. Bases 66 to 4841 code for a protein of 1591 amino acids. The record is from RefSeq and is a predicted model, not a curated record. NCBI's taxonomy places the organism in Eukaryota, Metazoa, Arthropoda, Insecta, Blattodea, Kalotermitidae. Gene Ontology annotation, biological process: cilium assembly. Gene Ontology annotation, cellular component: axoneme. The transcript is spliced from 27 exons. Gene Ontology annotation, molecular function: protein binding.